Arvicola amphibius (Eurasian water vole) is the source of this 2195-nucleotide messenger RNA. Its product is annotated as multidrug and toxin extrusion protein 1. The coding region runs from base 393 to 1952 and encodes 519 amino acids. Gene Ontology annotation, cellular component: membrane. The record is from RefSeq and is a predicted model, not a curated record. NCBI's taxonomy places the organism in Eukaryota, Metazoa, Chordata, Mammalia, Rodentia, Cricetidae. Gene Ontology annotation, molecular function: antiporter activity; xenobiotic transmembrane transporter activity. The transcript is spliced from 18 exons. Gene Ontology annotation, biological process: xenobiotic detoxification by transmembrane export across the plasma membrane.
UUCAGCACCAGAGAGCCUGAGGGGGACUCUGAGGAGAGGAAUCAGAGCCCUCAGGGCAUAAGUGUGGCUGGUUUCUUAAAUCUCAGCUUUCUGUGACUGGGGAAAGUUCACAGCACAAGUUUGCAACCGGCUCUGGGAAGCGGGUGGGAACGGAUGUGUGGUCACCAGUACCCACGCUCAUGUGAACUCACUUCCCCAGGGUCACAGCCCAAAGAAAUUGGAAUAUUCCUGUAUACUGUUGAGAUUCGGUGCCAAAGCCCACUCAACUUUUAUAAUUUGGACAUCUGGGAAUGUGUCGAGACUCGCACUGCAGAGCAGAGGGCUCAGCGCUGGAGCAGACAGCUGCCCGGCAGGCUCUUUGACUGGCUGCCACCUGGUUCUUGGCCCAGUUGAUGAUGUUCCUGAUCAGCUUCAUAAGCUCCGUGUUCUGUGGUCACCUGGGCAAACUAGAGCUGGACGCGGUCACACUGGCAAUCGCAGUUAUCAACGUCACCGGCAUUUCAGUGGGACACGGCUUAUCUUCUGCGUGUGACACCCUCAUCUCCCAGACAUUUGGGAGCCAGAACUUGAAGCACGUGGGGGUCAUCCUGCAGAGGGGGACACUCAUCCUGCUCCUCUGUUGCUUCCCCUGCUGGGCACUCUUCAUCAACACCGAGCACAUUCUGCUGCUCUUCAGGCAGGACCCAGAUGUGUCCAGGCUCACCCAGACCUAUGUCAUGAUCUUCAUCCCAGCGCUUCCUGCAGCCUUUCUUUAUACAUUACAAGUGAAAUACCUGCUCAACCAGGGCAUUGUUCUGCCACAGAUUGUGACCGGAUUCGCAGCCAACCUUAUCAACGCCUUGGCCAACUAUCUGUUUCUCCAUCAGCUGCAUCUUGGGGUGAUGGGUUCAGCGAUAGCCAACACCGUCUCCCAGUUUGCCCUGGCCAUCCUCCUCUUCUUCUACAUCCUCUGGAGAAAACUGCAUCAAGCCACGUGGGGAGGGUGGUCCUGGGAGUGUAUGCAUGACUGGGCCUCCUUCCUGCAGCUGGCCAUCCCUAGCAUGCUCAUGCUGUGCAUUGAGUGGUGGGCCUACGAGAUAGGCAGCUUCCUGAGCGGUAUCCUUGGCAUGGUGGAGCUGGGAGCCCAGUCUAUCACCUAUGAGCUGGCUAUCAUUAUGUACAUGAUUCCUGCAGGCUUCAGUGUGGCGGCCAACGUCCGGGUGGGAAAUGCGUUGGGUGCCGGAAACAUUGAACAGGCCAAGAAGUCCUCAGCAAUUUCCUUGGUAGUCACAGAGCUCUUUGCUGUGACCUUCUGUGUCCUGAUGAUAGGCUGUAAGGAUCUCGUGGGCUACAUUUUCACUACCGACCGAGACAUCGUGGCCUUGGUGGCGCAAGUGGUCCCCAUUUAUGCUGUGUCCCAUCUCUUUGAAAGUCUUGCUUGUACCUGUGGUGGAGUGCUGAGGGGCACUGGAAACCAGAAGGUCGGAGCCAUCGUUAACGCCAUCGGGUAUUACGUGAUUGGCCUCCCCAUCGGGAUUGCACUGAUGUUCGCAGCCAAGCUGGGCGUGAUAGGUCUGUGGUCAGGGAUCAUCAUCUGCACUGUCUGUCAGGUUGUAUGUUUCCUGGCUUUUAUUGCUCGGCUCAAUUGGAAACUCGCCUGUCAACAGGCUCAAGUCCACGCCAAUUUGAAGGUAACCGUGGCCGUGAAUGGGACUUCUGCUGUCUCUCAGGAGCCGGCUCAGGCAGGUGGUCGGGAAAGCCAUGGAGAAAUUAUGAUGACAGAUCUUGAAAAGAAAGAUGAGACUCAGCUGGACCAGCAGACGAACCAGCAACAAGUUUUGCCUGUCCAGCCGAAGGCCAGCAAUGAACUAUCUGGGAAACAGUUGGUCCUAAGGCGAGGGCUCCUGCUCCUCGGAGUCAUUGCGGUCUUGGUGGGGGGGAUUUUAGUGAGAGCAUAUGUCAGAGUUGAGUGACAGGGAAGAACCAGAGAUCGAGCCACACAGUUGCUCCCCGCCCGGUUUAUGAGAUUACAUACUGAAAAUAUUACAUCUGGACUGGGGGAAUUGCUGUGGUAGACAAACACAUGCUUAGUGUGUUCAGGGCCUCUAACAAGCUCUCUCUCUCUCUCUCUCUCUCUCUCUCUCUCUCUCUCUCUUUCUCUCUCUCCCCACCCUCUCUUUUUCUCUAAUACACACACACACAGAGAGACAGAGACA